AUGUUUUAUUAUUUAAUAUAUAUUCUCAUAUUAUUUAUUGUUCAAAAUACAUGCGAACAAUAUCUAUUAGGUACUCAUUUCUAUGUUAAUCAAGAUAAUAUACUCAUUGAUAAUACAUUAAAAACAGUUUCAACAUUAGCACGUCCAUAUGAUCUUGUUGCAUUCAUUGGUCAAUCUGAACGUUUAGCACGUAUUGAUUAUUUACAGACAUAUAUUGAUUCAGUUGAUGAUGUGGGUGAUUUACCUUCACAACAACAACAACAACAGCAACAAUCAAAUCAAAUCAACAAUAAUAAACAAGAUAAUAAUGAAGAUAUAGAUAAAUGUCUCUUAACAUUUGAUCAUCUACCAAGUAUUUUAACACGUUAUGAUGAACAACAAGCUAUACGUAUUGAUGAUGAAGAAAUAAAUAAUAUAACAAUAGCAAAUUAUGAUAAACAAGCUCUAUGGUCAAUAAAUGAAUUAUAUCAUAAUCGAACAUCAUGGUUAGCAUAUGUUUAUUUAAGUCGAUAUUUUAAUUCAAAUUUUUCAUAUAAUAAUGCUAUUGAUUGUUUACGUUGUGCACUUAUAUAUGGUUCAUAUCAUGAUGAUAUUAUACUAAUUGAAUUAGCUAAUAUUGUUUUUCGUUAUGGUUAUAUACGUGAUGCAAUUAUAUUUAUUGAACGAGCAUUAGAUUAUCAUUUGAGAUUAAAAAUACCAGAUGUUAUAUCUCUAUUUAUUCGUUCAAUAUUACAUUAUUAUUUAGGAAAUCUAUGUACUAUUGAUAAUAGAUUUUUAUUAGCUAUACAAUUUUAUAAUCGAACAAAAAUUUUAUUAGAAAGAAUUACAAAAAUUAAUGAUGAACAACAAUUAGAAAUUCUUUCAUCAUCUUCUCUUGGUUCAUUAUCAAUCUCAUCAUUAUUAUCAAUAUCUCAACAAAAGAUCGAUGCACUUAGUUGUCAUUUAACAUUAGAAUUAUCCUUACAACGUAAACAUCAUAUAUUACAAACUAAAUUAGCUCAAUUAAAUCAAUUACGAUCAAUAACUGAUGAAUUAAUACAUUUAAAUACUCUUAUUAAACGUGAUAUAUCAAAUGGUCAAUCAUAUAUGGAUUAUUUACGUCAAUUAAAAGAUGAAAAAAAACUACUGAUUUGUGAUUGGAAAAAAAUAAGAAAACAAAAAUCAUUUAAUGAUCAACUAUCUAAUAAUUUAUUAUUUUCAUAUAGAAAAGAAUAUUCAACAAUAAUGAAACAAGAAGAUUAUUGUUCUAUUGAUGAUGAUAAUUCAUUUACAAUAAAAAUAAUAAAUAAUAAUAGUACUGAUAAUUAUGAUUGUCGACCACGAGAUAAUAUUAUUAUUAUUGAUGAGGAUUUUAAUAUUAACGAUACACCAUUAUUGAAUAAAAAACAAAAUCUUAUGUCAUUACGUCUUGCUGCUAUUGAACGUACUCAAUCAUCAUAUGUCUUAGAAGAUGAUAAUGAUCAUAUUGAUUCUAUUGAAAUAAAUGAUAAAAUAACAUUAACAUCAACAACAGCAUGGUCAACAUUAACAUCACGUUUACCAACUGAUGUUAAGAUAGAAAAUAGAAAAGAAUUUAUUUUAAAACAAUUAAAUGAACUUUAUCCUCCACUUACACAAAAUAUUGUUAUUAAAUUAAAUGAACAACAAUUACCAACAUAUAAAGAUUGUCAAAUACAUUAUUAUGGUUUACCAUCAAUUGGUGAUUAUCCAACAGUAUGGUUACCAUUAGAAAAUAAAGGUUUAUUAAAUAUAAAACAAGCAUUUUAUCAAGGUCUUGAUCAUAAAAAAAAACAUUAUCCACUUCCAUGGUCUCCACCAUUAUGUGAUGAUAAAGUAUUAAUUGGAUCUUUUCUUGCUACUGGUCUUAAUUCACCUGUAUAUAACACAUCUUGGCUUUAUUUUCAUACAAUAUCACUCUAUUGGCGUCUUAUGGGUAAUGCAUCUCAAGCACUUAAUUGUCUUUUUCAAUCUUAUCUAUUAUCACCAUCUAAUGUAAAAGAUUUAACCUAUCUUUCAAUGGCAUUAUUACUCUAUAACAGUCAAUUAAAUAUAAAUGAAGCUAUUUAUUUAUUAUAUGAAUCAUUAUCAAUUGAUCCAAAUGGUCUUAUUCUUACACAUUUUACAUUAGGUAAUGCAAUGGCAAGAAAAGGUCAUUUAGAUUUAGCUGAACAUUGGUAUCAAUCAACAUUAAAAUUAAAACCAGACUUUGAACCAGCUAAACAACGUUUACGUGCUAUUCAAUGUUGA
Molecule: messenger RNA, 2247 nt
Organism: Rotaria sp. Silwood2
Lineage: Eukaryota; Metazoa; Rotifera; Eurotatoria; Philodinida; Philodinidae
Source: the annotation of a GenBank genome assembly